Messenger RNA from Haliotis rubra (blacklip abalone), 1463 nucleotides. Its product is annotated as sec1 family domain-containing protein 2-like. The record is from RefSeq and is a predicted model, not a curated record. The coding region runs from base 1 to 1395 and encodes 464 amino acids. Lineage: Eukaryota; Metazoa; Mollusca; Gastropoda; Lepetellida; Haliotidae. Gene Ontology annotation, biological process: intracellular protein transport; vesicle-mediated transport. The transcript has 13 exons.
AUGAAAUUACAUUGUACUUUGCAGAAUUACACUGCAGAAAUAUUUCACAUCCCUCUGUUCACUGCCGACAUAUGUCCUGGACUGUUCGUCACGCCAGCUUUCUCUCAAGUGUUCCCGUUACUUGAGACGGACGUACAACAUGUACAGCUACAGUACAACACUGCUCACAAGGUCAAGGGAGACAAGGCAUCGUUUACCUCCCUGUCUGAGAUUGAGUGUCAGUAUCUUCCCAAAGCAUUACAGGUUACUUUCAAGAGGCUUGCUUGCUGCUUCCAUGCCUUGCUGAGUGAGGGGUCAGGGGAAGACCUGUGGCGGAUGCUAAAAGCGUCAUUGUCCCAGGAAGCCCUAGCGUCGGGCAGCUUCUCUUCACAACCUAUACAUUUGCAGAAUCUGGUGUUUGGUAAACACAAGGAAUGUUUAAUGGCUGUAAAUCGACGGCUAGUUGAAGCUGCUACCAGUGAGAAGCUUCCCGUCAACUUGGCAGGCAAACCAGGACGUGUGACUGCAGAACAGAUAGACACCACACUCAGUUUAUUCAAAGGCAACUAUGCUGCCAUUGAGUCUCAUCUAGAUACUCUCCAGGUUGCCAUGGCAACAUCACAGGCUUUGAAACAUCAGGAUACUAGUCGCCAUGACAACCUAUUAAGCACGGAAAAGAAUCUUGUCCAACUUGUUGGAGAUGACAGCUCUGCCGGCGGUCUGUCCCACAUACUGACCUUGCUCAAAGGUCAACUACAGCUUCCAGCCAAUCAGAGGUCCCAUAGUCUGGACGAUGUGUUGAUGGUGCUGAUGUUCCUGUACUCGCUGUCAGGAGGAGACUGUGGGGACGAGGAACUGGAAGUGCAGGACCAGCUUGUGGAGGCUAUUUUAGCUGAGAAGUCCGACUUACCCCCUGUGAUACAUUCUAUUGUGGGGGAUGCUGUUAGUGGCAGUAUUGUGAGGGACCUGCUGGAGGAUGUGUGGAGCAAACUGGAGGCUGUGGGGACUGCUCGGGACGACCUCAAGAACUUCCAAUCCAUCCUGGAGCCAUCUACAGCCAUCAGUCCAGCCAGCAUGAAGCCUCUGCUGAAGACAAUAGUGGAACAGAUCUUCAGCCCCGACAAGCCCGAGCUUGUGGAUCUAGAAUUUAAAUCGAGUGGACUCAAAGACUUCUUGAAAUCAGGAUUUGGAUUGUUCAUGAACGUGAGCAAGCCCCGCCCCAGUGACCACCCUUUGCUGCUGGUGUUUGUAGUGGGUGGGGUGACCGCGACAGAGGUCAAGCAGGUCAGAGAUGUGGUGGACAAGAUGAAGCUUGAUAAACAGGUUGUCAUUGGAAGCACAAAACUGUUGCGAGGAACUGAUGUUCUCCAGUCUGUUUUCUGCCAGAACAAUGUGGACCCAGAUGCUGUUAUGUAGUCUUGUUGAUGAUCUGUUUUUUUAUGUAUAGAGGGAAAUGAGGCAAUAAAACCUGUUUUCAUGUGCAC